AUGCCCCCCUCGGCCAAGCGCGGCCGCGAGUCCGACGACCUGCGGGAAGGCGACCAGCCACCCGCGGUGCGGCGGCGCGCGGUGGAACUGCUGGCCACGGGCCUCCGCACGCCCGGGGCUGGCGGUGAGGCUGCGGCGCCCGUUGCCGCGGCUGCCGCCGCCGCCGCGGCCAUCGAGCUGAGCCUGCACGGCCUCACCCGCGGCAGGGCCGCGGAGUACCGAGGCCGCGCGCGCAUGCUUCGCAGCAACCUGGCGCACCCGGAGAACGGGCCGCUGCGCGCGCGGGUGCUGUCGGGCGCGCUGGGGCCCGCGGAGCUGUGCGG
Messenger RNA from Prorocentrum cordatum, 323 nucleotides. The record is from the annotation of a GenBank genome assembly. NCBI's taxonomy places the organism in Eukaryota, Dinophyceae, Prorocentrales, Prorocentraceae.